UCUUUUAAUAAUAAUUUUUGUUAUCAAAUGUCCUCUUGAUGGGUUAGAUUGUACUUAACUCGUUGGUUGACCUUUUGAAGAACAGAAAUCAUACCAAAUACUAAAUUUCUUCAUCUCUGAGACCAAAACUCUGAGGAAUUCGAAAAUGGGUGAGAUUAUUCUAAGUUACGUUGUGGAACAAACUCUUGAUAGAAUCCUGGCUCUUGUCUCCAACGAAAUCGAACUUUUCCGGCAUGUCGGUGAUGAGCUGGAUCGCCUCAGAAACUCACUCGACGAAGUUCGUGACAUACUGUUACUUGCUGACCAAGCCAAACAGGCGAAACUUAAACUGAAGAGUGUGAAUCGUUGGCUGAAUCAGCUCAAAGAUGCUGCUUAUGAUGCUGAAGAUGUUCUUGAAGCUGUCAUCUACGAGGAUCUUCGUCGAAAAGUAGAGAACCAAAACCAAGCAACCAAGGUAUCCCAUUUUAAUCCACUCCCCAAGAUCACCCGUUUUACUAAAAAAACUAUUUUUCGCACCAAAAUUGCUCAUAAAAUUAGGGAUGUGAAUGAUUUGUUGGAUAAGAUUAUAAAUGCCAGUGCCUUUGGACUUCAUGUAAUCACUAGAGAAAGAUCGCAGAUCGACUUGAACCGAGUUACUGACUCUGUACCUGAAAAUCGUAUUCUUGGGAGGGAGGGCGAUGUGUUCAAAAUUGUUAACUCGUUGAGUAGCGUUUGUGAUGAAGAGAUUCUUGUUGUCAUUCCCAUUGUGGGAAUGGGCGGUCUUGGCAAGACCACAUUAGCUCAAUUGAUUUGUGAGAAUGUGACGGGGAAUAUGUUUGAUGUAAAGAUUUGGGUGUGCGUUUCUGAUAAUGCUAAUGACCAGAAAAUUCUGGGAGAAAUGUUGCAAACUCUUAAUGGAGACAGAGGCGGGUUAACUAACAAAGAAGCCAUUCUUCAACAGCUUGAAAAGGAUUUGGAAAGAAAAAGAUUUCUUCUCAUUCUUGAUGAUGUAUGGGGUGAUGUAUCUACUUGGUGGGACAGUUUGAAGACGCGUUUGUUGAGAAUCGGUCGCGAUAAGGGAAAUGUCAUUAUAGUCACCACUCGUAGUGAGGAAGUGGCGUCUUUGGUGGAGUCUUCUUGUGAGCUUAGGCAUAAUUUGAAUGUGUUGACUGAUGAUGGUUGCUGGUCCAUCAUUCAGGAAAGAGUGAAAGCGAAUAGAGAAAUGUCCAUUCCUUCAGAUUUGGAGGCGAUUGGGAAGGAGAUUGCAAGAAAUUGUAGAGGAGUACCCUUAGCUGCAAAAGUUUUAGGGGGGACAUUAGGGGGUCUUGCGAGGGAAAAAGAAGCUUGGGAGUCAAUUAAUAAUAGCACUGUUUUGGAUGCAGCCGAUCACAAGGAUAAUGUGAAGUCAAUAUUAAAACUAAGUUUUGAUCAUUUACCUUCAUAUUUGAAACAGUGUUUUGCAUACUGUUCAAUUUUUCCUAAAGAUCAUUUGCUUAAAAAAGAACAGUUAAUUCAGCUCUGGAUGGCUGAAGGUUUUAUUGAACCAUGUAAUGCAGAUGUGGGCGAACGGUAUUUUAAUGCCUUACUCCAUAACUCUUUCUUUCAAGACGUGGAGAGGAACAAAUACCAUGAAAUAGUACGUUGCAAGAUGCAUGAUCUUGUGCACGAUCUUUCGACGUCUCUCUCUAAGCUGGAAUUAUUGACUUCGGAUAACUUUUCAUCAGGUGAUGAUUUUUCUUGCAUUCGCCGUUUUAAUUUAGAAAGUCAAAAGGCAUCAAGUUUAAGCGUGAUUCAUGCUCGAAAAUUACGCACCGUCUUCUUGCUGAAGGAUAUGGUCCUUGAUGAGUCAUGGUGGAAGUUCAAAAACUUGCGAGCUCUAAACUUGAAAAGUUCUGCGAUUGAAGAGUUGCCAUCUUCAAUUGGUGAUUGUAAACUCUUGAGAUAUCUCGAUGUCUCAUACACUAAUCUUAGAGCGUUGCCUGAGUCUAUCACCACUCUUUAUGGUUUGCAAACUUUGAGAUUCCUUGAUUGUUGGUCACUUAAGGAGCUUCCUAGAGAUAAAAUGAGCAAUCUAGUGAGCUUAAAGAAUAUUCAUUUUUCCUGGGAUGAGCAUAUGCCGAGUGGACUGGGGAGGUUAACUUGCCUUGAAAACUUGCCCUUAUUUGUUGUGGGUAGUAAUUGGGGAGGGAGUAUUCAAGAACUAGAAAGUUCAAAUGAACUAAGAGGAAAGUUGACCUUAAGACAUCUCGAGAAUAUUAGAGACAAGGAAGAAGCUGAGAAAGCGAAUCUAAAGACGAAGAAGAAGAUAACAUCCUUGAAUUUUGUGUGGACACGUGGAUCUAUAAAAAAUAGCAACAAUGAAGAGGUGUUGGAAGCACUGAAGCCUCAUCCAAACAUUGAGAGCAUGGAGAUUGAGCAUUAUAUGGGUGAAAAUUUUCCAGCAUGGGUGUUGACAAUGCAAGUUCCCAGUGAAGGUGGUAGUUUCACGCUAUAUAAUAACUUGGUGAAGCUGACAUUAAAUGGUUGCAGUAAAUGCGAACAAAUCCCAAGCCUCGGAUAUCUUCAAAGUCUUAAAUAUCUCAAGAUAAGUUGGAUGAAGAAAUUAAAAAUUCUAGACAAUGGAUUUUAUGGCAUUGGUAGUGGUGGUGGCACAAGCAAUGGACAGAGGCUGUUUCCUGCAUUAAAAAGUAUCCGUUUAAGUUUUUUGAAGAAUCUAUUUGAAUGGAGGGCACCAGAGCUAGGUGACAGUGAGGCUGUUGUUGCUUUUCCUUGCCUCGAAGAGUUGAGCAUCGAGGCUUGUCCAAAAUUGGCGAAGAUCCCAAUGAAAAAUCUUCCUGUAUCCCUCGUAAAACUGAAAAUUGAAGGGUGUGAUCAGUUGAGUUAUUUAUUUGACGAAAUCCAUUCAUUCACUUCUCUUAAAAGUUUGAUCAUGGUUAACUGCAGUAAACUAACUUGUCUUCCAAGCGCGCUGCAAUCCUUCACGUCGUUGGAGAUUUUGAUUAUCGAUAACUGUAUUGAGCUGACAUCUAUUGAUGAAGGCUUAGGGAGAUUGAAUUCUCUCAUUUCCUUGGAAAUCAGAAAUUGUGAAAGAUUGAGUAAUUUUUCUGAGAAGAUUUUAGGCAGUCUCACCGGAUUGAAGACAUUGACAGUUGGAAAUUUCUCAGAGAAGUUGGAAGAUGGCUCUUAUAUGAACUCAAUCCAAAACAUUGCUUCUCUUGAAGGAUUAUCAAUAUUUGGGAAAAAUCUGAAGUCUCUGCCACAUCAAAUUCAAUGGCUCGCUUCCCUCAACCAUUUCACUAUACAUGAUUUUGAUAAAUUGGAAGCUUUGCCAGAGUGGUUGGGCAAUUGUUGCUCUCUUCAGGACCUUGUUAUUACUAAAUGUUAUAAUCUGAAGAAUCUACCAACGGCAGCAGCGAUGAAACGCCUCUCCAAAUUGAGAAGAGUUUGGAUUGUUGAUUGUUCUGCAUAUCUUAUGGAAAGUGGCAAAAACAAGAGUGGCUCUGAGUGGGAUAAGAUUUCUCAUAUUCCCGACCUCAAUUUUCAUAAAUCAGAAUAACUGGUUCAUUCUAUUGUAUUCAGUUCAAAUUGUGUGUUCUGAUGAAACAUUGUGUUUGUUUUGUUGAAUUCAGGAGAUGGAUAAUUCUAUCUACCUUAGUGAUAUUUUCAAUUAGCUCA
Messenger RNA from Mercurialis annua (annual mercury), 3654 nucleotides. Its product is annotated as putative disease resistance protein RGA4. Bases 146 to 3535 code for a protein of 1129 amino acids. The transcript has a single exon. Gene Ontology annotation, molecular function: ADP binding. Gene Ontology annotation, biological process: defense response to other organism. Lineage: Eukaryota; Viridiplantae; Streptophyta; Magnoliopsida; Malpighiales; Euphorbiaceae. The record is from RefSeq and is a predicted model, not a curated record.